GCGUGUGUCCUGUGCGCCGAUUGGUCCCGAGUGAGCGCCGCUGCUGAGCCCGCGCAAGACGCGCGCCGAGGCCUGCGCUUGCAGCCGGCGGUUCUGCGGCUGGCACUGGCGGCAGAAGCGGCGGCAUGGAUCUCAGCGACCUGGAGAGAAACAAUACGGGCCGCUGUCGCCUGAGUUCACCUGUGCCCGCGGUGUGCCGCAAGGAGCCUUGCGUCCUGGGCGUGGAUGAGGCGGGCCGGGGCCCUGUGCUGGGCCCCAUGGUCUACGCCAUCUGUUAUUGCCCCUUGUCCCGCCUGGCAGAUCUGGAGGCCCUGAAAGUGGCAGACUCGAAGACCCUGUCGGAGAGCGAGCGGGACCGGCUCUUUGCGAAAAUGAAGGAGGACAGGGACUUUGUGGGCUGGGCGCUGGACGUGCUGUCUCCAAACCUCAUCUCCACCAGCAUGCUUGGGCGGGUCAAAUACAAUCUGAACUCCCUGUCCCAUGAUACGGCCGCUGGGCUGGUGCAGUAUGCCUUGGACCGGAGUGUGAAAGUCACCCAGGUAUUUGUGGACACUGUGGGGCUACCAGAGAAGUACCAGGAGCGGCUACAGCAGCGCUUUCCUGGAAUUGAGGUGACAGUCAAGGCCAAGGCAGAUGCCUUGUACCCCGUGGUCAGUGCUGCCAGCAUCUGCGCCAAGGUGGCCCGAGACCAGGCAGUGAGGAGCUGGCAGUUCGUGGAGAAACUGCAGGACGUGGAUGCUGAUUAUGGUUCGGGCUACCCCAAUGCUCAGGGGCCAUUGCCUACCACAUACCCCAGAUCCCAAGACAAAAGCGUGGUUGAAGAAGCAUGUGGAGCCCAUCUUUGGCUUCCCCCAGUUUGUCCGGUUCAGUUGGCGCACAGCCCAGAGCAUCCUGGAGGAGGAGGCGGAAGGUGUUACAUGGGUCAGUAUUGUCCCCUCUCUCCCACAGGGAGGACUCCUUGGCAGAGGAUCAGGAGGGACUCAGGAGGAUCACGUCCUACUUCCUCAGUGAAGGCCCCCGUCCCCGCCUCCCCCACCGAUACUUCCAGGAGCGUGGCCUGGAGUCAGCCACCACCCUCUAAAAGCCAGGCAGUCCCCCCUUUAUCUGCCGCUUCUCUCCCCAGCUUGUGAUUAAAACAGUUAACGAAAGCCAAGAGUAGGCUUGUACUUUGAGGUAGAGGCAGGGUGGUGGGCGUGUUCUGUGGCUGGACCUAGCUACUGCCUUUGGGAAGCUAAAUGGGGUAGACAUUGGGUGACUGAUUUUAUUUUACUUUUAAAAUACUGCGACAUAUUUGUAUGAUUCAAAAUUAGAAAGGAGCACAUUGAGAAGGUGCACAGCCAACCUGCCCCCAGCUCACUGUGGGCUCGCAGGUGCCCGUGGGUCCUGCAGAGACAGUGGGGCAUGAUACAAACACAUACAGGUGCACUCUCUUCCUGAAAAAAAAAUUUUUUUUUUACGCAAAUGGAAGCAAACUAUACCCUGAAUUGUGCACAUUACUCUUUUCUCCAAAUAUGACUUGCCAAUAAUUUCAAAUGGUUGUCCAGAGACCUUCCUCAUCCCUUUACACCACAGAGUCCUCUUAGAAAUGCAAAGUCCUGGGCGCCACGCUAAACCUGCCAGAAGUCUAUUUCCAGGGUCUUUUAUUUAAAAUGAGGUUGACAACAACCCUGUCUCGUAAGGACUUCCAAAGGACUGCAAACCCACAUCCCUGUGGAUAUGCCUCUCAAGCCCUCUGGAACUCAUUACCUCCUGCUUGUUCUCUGGACCCUGCCUAGCACCCUGGCACGCUGGUGCCACUUAUCUCCAGGCACUGUUCCCCCCACUCUGUCUCCAAGUGGUGGCCUGAUGGGCCCUCCCCUGCUUAAGGCUUCCAUGGUUCUCACCCCUUAUCAGGUUGCAGUGCCUUUGCUUGGUAUUCAAGGCCUUCCAAGAUCUUAUCUCACUUCCCACGCUCUGCUCCAAGUGCGCUGACCAACUCAGAGUCUGUUGUUAAGUGCUGUCAAAUCCAUUCCAACUCAUACUGACCUUAUGUACAACAGAACAAAACACUGCCCAGUUCUGCGCCAUCCUCAUGAUGGUUGCUAUACUUGAGCUCAUUGUUGUAGCCACUGUGUCAGUCCAUCUCAUUGAGGGUCGUCUUCUUUUUCACUGACCCUCUAUUUUACCAGGCAUGAUGGCCUUCUCCAGGGACUGAUCCAUCCUGAUAACAUAUCCAAAGUAUGUGAGACAAAGUCUCACCAUUCUUGAUUCUAAGGAGCAUUCUGGCUGUACUUUUUCCAAGGCAGAUUUGUUCCUUCUUUUAGCAGUCUAUGGUAUAUUCAAUAUUCUUUGCCAACACCAUAAUUCAAAUAUAUCAAUUCUUCUUCAGUCUUCCUUAUUAACUGUCCAGCUUUUGCAUGCCUGCGAGGCAAUUGAAAACACAGUGGCUUCGGCCAGGCACACCUUAGUCCUUAAAGUGACAUCUUUGCUUUCUAGCCUCCGGGCCUUUGCAGGCAGACUCUCCUUGGAAUACCCUUCCCCACAGCUUGACCUGCCUAGAAAUCCUUAUCCUUUUGUCACAAUAACAUAGUAACAACACCAAAGAUAAGUGAUGGCUACAUUUGUUGAGUGUUAAUUAUGUGCCAGGCACAGCCUAAGCAUUUUCUAAGCGUUUUAUUUGACAUUCUUCCAUUAGGUGAGUCUCGUCCCUUUCCCUUGAGUAUGAGCUGGCAUUAGUGGCUCGCUUUAGUGAAUAGAGAACAACAGAAGUGACAUUGUGUGACUUCCAAGGCUAGGCCAUCACAGGUGAGCCAAUUUCCACCUGAGAAGUGUUCCUUGGGGCACUUACCCUAGGAACUCAGCUGCCAUGCUGUUGGGAAGCCCAGGCCACGUGGAGAAACCAUGAGUAACUAUCCUGGCCGACACCCGUAGCUGAGAUUCCAGGCAACAGCCAGCAUUAACUGUCAGAUAGGGGAGUGAGGGAGUCUUUGAGGUGACACCAGCCCUAGCCACUGUCUAUAAUUGCACGAGAGACUGCAAGCAGGAACCACGGAGGUGAGCCCAAUAAAAACACUCAGAGCCACAAAAGAUAAUGAUUAUUGUUCUGCGUCACCAAGUUCGGAGUCGUUACACAGCAAUGGAUAGCCAGAACAACUUGCAUUGACUUGCUUGAUCCUCCUAACAACCUUUGUCGAAGAACUGAGGCUCAGAAAGGCUGUAACAACAUGCCUGAAGUUAUAGCGUGAGUAAGUGGUAGAACUGGGUCGUGAACCCAGGUAAAUGUACAGUACUUCAGAGCCAGGAUAGUAGCCACCAUUUUCUGUAGUCCACAUAUCUUGAUCCCCUGCCCAGCACCCCCCCUUUUGGUUCCAGCACCUGGUCUUUGGGGGACCACCCUCCCUCACUCUCAGCCCACAUGGUUCAGAUGGAACUGAGCCCACCAUGGGCCUUCAGGUAUGACCCUAUAACCCAGAUCAAGCCAAUGAGAGCACAGCAGCCUUCUGGUGAUAGUGACUGGUUUGGUGAUGAGCUCAUGACCAAACUGGAGGAAUGCUAGCUUUACAGAGAACUAGGCACACUUUCCCACCUGUCAGUUUGUUGUAGGUGGUGGCUUGUGUGUUGCUAUGAUACUGGAAGCUAUGCCACUUAUUUCACAUACCAACAGGGUCACCCAUGGUGGACUGGUUUCAGUGGAGCUUCCAGACUAAAACAAACUGGAAAGAAAGGCUUGGCCAUCUACUUCUGAAAAUUAGCCAGUGAAAACCCAUGGAUUAUGACAGAAUAUUACUGUCCAACACAGUGCUGCAAGACGAGUCCCCUAGGCUGGAAACCAAAAAAAAAAAAAAAACAAACCCAAUGCCGUCAAGUCGAUUCCGACUCAUAGUGACCUUAUAGGACAGAGUAGAACUGCCCCCACAGAGUUUCCAAGGAGCACCUGGUGGAUUUGAACUGCUGACCCUUUGGUUAGCAGCCGUAGCACUUAACCACUACACCACCAGGGUUUCCACUAGGUUGGAAGGCACUCAGAAUACACAAUGGCAGCAACAAUGGACUUGAGCAUACCAAUGAUUGUGAAGAUGGCGCAGGACUGGGCAACAUUUCUGUUGUACACGGGGUUGCCAUGAGUCCAGCCGGCUGGGUGGCAACAACAGGCACACUUUAGCCACUGGAAACAUGGAGUUACUAGUCCAUUUUUGCAACUAUUAGGAGAUCCUGUCCCAGAGUAUAACCAAGAGAAAGAAAAUAACAUCCUAACAUUUAAGCGCUUAGAUACAGCCAUUCCUGAAGCCAUACUGAGGGAUUUUUUUGGUCACUGUUUUGGAUCAUGGCACUUCGAGGUGAGUUUGUUACUUGCAGCUAAGAGAAGCCUGUCUGCUAUGCUUCCAGUGGGCACCUCUCUGCUUCUAUGGGAAUGGGGACAUUGCCCAUCUUACAGGUAAGGAAACAGCCUCCCCAUGGGCCUGAGGAUAAGGGGGAGCAUUAGGGGCAGUGUUUGAAACCCAAAUUCUAAAUCGGAGUCCAGCCCUUUGCCUUAGGUCUAGGAGUUGGAUAUGGAGCGGGGGAGGAAAAGGGCCUUAGGCCAGAUGGCACCAGGCGUCGCUAAUCAGAGGGAAAAGCCAUGAAGAUGUCUUGAGGUCUAUGCAAGUCAGCGAGCUUCAUGGUGGGCCCUCUUUUGACUCCGCCCACCUCCAUUUCUGACACAUGGGUAUUCCCAGAUAUGGCAAAUGCUUAGGGUGUAGGACAACCAUCAUUUACACUUGAGUGUGAAUCAGUUCUAAUCCUAGAACAUGAGGAUUAGGAAUGAGGCACCUAUCAAUUUCUGGCAGCCCUCCUUCCCACCUAUUUCCCCAAGAAGCAGCCAUAUCAGGUGUUCUAACUAGGGACUUUAUUCAGGAGGAUAAAAAAAAAAAACAAACAUUUUUUUUUUUUUACUAACGUUGUGUGGAUUCCAACUCCUAGCGACCCUAUAGACAGAGUAGAACUGCCCCCAUAGAGUUUCCAAGGAGCGCCUGGUGAAUUUGAACUGCUGACCUUUUGGUUGGCAGCCAUAGCACUUAACCACUAUGCCACCAGGGUUUCCUAUUCAGGAGGGAGAGGGGAAAAUGGGCGAGAGUUGCGUGGUUUCUUGGAUAACCUGGAGUGGGGGAAGUCUCUGGGCCUAAGGGAGGAUGGACAGGACUGGGGAAUGUGGAAGGCAGGAG
Messenger RNA from Loxodonta africana (African savanna elephant), 5180 nucleotides. It is a transcript of the gene RNASEH2A, whose product is annotated as ribonuclease H2 subunit A. Gene Ontology annotation, cellular component: ribonuclease H2 complex. Gene Ontology annotation, biological process: mismatch repair; DNA replication, removal of RNA primer. Gene Ontology annotation, molecular function: RNA-DNA hybrid ribonuclease activity; RNA binding. The transcript has 8 exons. The coding region runs from base 126 to 1130 and encodes 334 amino acids. The record is from RefSeq and is a predicted model, not a curated record. NCBI's taxonomy places the organism in Eukaryota, Metazoa, Chordata, Mammalia, Proboscidea, Elephantidae.